Plectropomus leopardus (leopard coralgrouper) is the source of this 1773-nucleotide messenger RNA. The record is from RefSeq and is a predicted model, not a curated record. Lineage: Eukaryota; Metazoa; Chordata; Actinopteri; Perciformes; Serranidae.
ACAGAGCGGAGUCAAGAGUGUCAGUCGAGUUUAGCCUGUCAGUUUCUAAAGAAAAGUCAGUGUACUAAAAACGAAAACAAACAAGAGAGAGAAGAAAGGACAGUAUUGUGCAACUCAACUCUUCACAAAGAAAGGCCAACAGAUGCAGCUUGAAAGCCCUGCACCCCUGUUACCCCCCACCAAUGAACCAGCCCAGCUCUUAACUGAAGGAGGUUGGUGUCUGACUGGCGAUGACUCAAUGAAAUAUAGCAACAAGCUGAGACUGCAAGACCCUCCCUGUAGUUUUCCUCUUGCUGUUUCCCAGCAGCUGCAACUGGAAGCGUAUAGAGAGAAAAGAGGAGAGGAGCAGCUGCUGGAUCAAUGGAGAAGAAACAGGGAUCUUCUCUUCAGUACGGUUCACUGGAGCGCACUGAAUGGAGCAGAGGCACCAACAAACCAGAGGACGACGUGGUGUCUAUGGCUGACUCCACCAUCACCGUGGAUGACAUCGAGGGCGAGCUUUUUAAGAUUGAGAGGAUCAGGGAUGUCCUGGUCAGGAGGGAGUCAGAGCUCAGAUACAUGAUGGAUGACAUUCAGCUGUGCAAGGAGAUCACUCGUCUGAAGAAGGAGCUGCAGAAAUUAGUGUCUAUACCAGAUAAUGACAAGUCCAGUGAGGACCGGCAGAGGGAGGAAGAACUACUGCAGCAAAUCCACAAGCUGGUAGAGACCAGAGAUUUCCUGGUGGACGAUGUGGAGUUUGAACGACUCAGGGAGAAAGAAGAAGAUAAAGAAAUGGCAGAUUUUCUGAAGUCCAAAUUCCCAAGAAAUAUGAAUAAGAAAGGUGUCGCAACCAGACGGGUGCCACCCAGGGCUCAACAGACCUCUUCUCCCUUCGCCAAGACAGGCCUCACACUGCUGAAGGAGUGCUGUGGCUUCACAUGCUCCAUCAUGUAGUCUCCAAUCAAAAACAAAGGGCCCCACUGCAGGGCUGACACAGGGGGCCACAAACCAAAAUUGGCCACUCAAUAAGAGUCAAUAUUUCCAGUUUCAGCUUUUCAGUCCCAGAGAGACUUUGAAGCAUGGAUGGAGCAGUACAGAUGCAAGUAGAGAAUUUCCCAGCUGGAGAGCAAAAGGAUGUUGCAAAGAUCACAUGGUGGGGUUUUUCAUGCCAAGAUCCGAGUUUGUCUUGAAACAUGUUUGUGUCCUUAGUUGGAGUUUAUAUCUGGUUUUCUUUUUGUCUUGUCUCUGCUCUCCACAUCUCUCAUUCCACUUUUUUAAAAAAAUUUUUUUACUCGUUAAUCAUCACUGCUCAGCCAAUUUCUGCCGAUUAACAGCUUCCAGAAGGAACAGCCCAACAUAUGGUAUUUAUUUCUCUUUUCAGGCCGAGAGGACAGGGUUUGAUGAACAGAAACAGCAUAGCAUGAGUCAGGCAUGUAUUGUGCAGAUACUAAUUGGACUCAACUACCAUAACACACCUACGAGUUUUAUAUUUAACAACUUCACUGAGCUAUAUUAACUGUCAUCUCCUCAUUAAAAAAGGAAGUGUUUUAUAUAAGUCAGCAGGUCAGCCUAGACACACUGCUGGCGCUUUAUAAUCAACAUUAAGGAGAUAACACUAAUGAAACUGACAUUAAUCAGGAGCUGCUAGGAUGAAGUUGCCUGCGAUUUAACUCCUGAUCCAAAUGGGUACAACCUUUUGAUAAGCGGAGAUUUGUGAAGACAGAAUGGAUGUGUCAUUAUUAUAUUCAGAGUGUAAAUGUAGCAGCAAACCAGUGGUGGAUAAAGUACCUGAAA